Messenger RNA from Gasterosteus aculeatus aculeatus (three-spined stickleback), 7608 nucleotides. RefSeq names its product XK-related protein 6. The record is from RefSeq and is a predicted model, not a curated record. Gene Ontology annotation, cellular component: plasma membrane. Gene Ontology annotation, biological process: engulfment of apoptotic cell; apoptotic process involved in development; phosphatidylserine exposure on apoptotic cell surface. Lineage: Eukaryota; Metazoa; Chordata; Actinopteri; Perciformes; Gasterosteidae.
GAAGGGGACAGCGGGUAUCUGGGAAGUGACGUGGUGUCCGCGCCCCGCCGCGAGAAAGCACCACGGUGCGGUUGUCGUGCGUUUCGCAGGAGGGCAGGAGCGGUAAGGGGAACAUGGCCGCGCAGUCGGACGGCGGCAAGGCGCCCGGGGGGGUCGGGUACGGCGGCGGCGGGUUCGCACAGCUGUACGACGUGGACGGCGAGGAGCCGCUGGACUCCGCCGCGAUCCACAUCUGUCAGUGCUGCCGCACCUCUGCCUGCUACUGGGGCUGCCGCUCAGCCUGCCUCGGCUCCCUGCUCGGCGGGGGGCCAGCCCCUCGGAGGGGUGGCAUCCGGGAGACCCACUGCCCGCCCCGGGAGCAGCUGUGGCUGGACUGCCUCUGGAUCAUCCUCGCCCUCAUCGUCUUCUUCUGGGACGUCGGCACGGACCUGUGCCUGGCGAACGAGUACUACCGGAGGCAGGACUACCUCUGGUUCGGCCUCACGCUCUUCUUCGUGCUGGUGCCCUCCGUGCUGGUGCAGAUUCUGAGCUUCCGCUGGUUCGUGCAGGACUAUACCGGCGGGGGGCUCGGGGAGGUGGAGGGACUGACCAAGCGGGGCGCGGUGGCCCUGGGGUGCUUGUAUCCCGGGAGGGACCGCCUGCAGCUGGCCACCAUCUGGCUGUGGCAGGCGACCAUACACAUCCUCCAGCUGGGACAAGUGUGGAGGUACAUCAGGACUCUGUACCUGGGCAUCAUGUCGCGUCGGCAGAAGGAGCACCAGCGGCGCUGGUACUGGGCCAUGAUGUUCGAGUACGCGGACGUCAACAUGCUGCGGCUGCUGGAGACGUUCCUGGAGUCCGCGCCUCAACUGGUCCUGCAGCUCUGCAUCAUGAUUCAGGAGAACCGGGCCGAGACGCUGCAGUGCAUCUCCUCCCUGGGCUCCCUCCUGUCUCUCGCCUGGGUCCUGGCCUCCUACCACAAGCUGCUGCGGGACUCCCGCGACGACCAGCGCAGCAUGAGCUACCGCGGGGCGCUGCUGCACCUCUUCUGGCGCCUCUUCACCAUCUCGUCCCGCGUCCUCUCGCUCGCCCUCUUCGCCUCACUCUUCCACAUCUACUUUGGCAUCUUCGUGGUGGUGCACUGGUGCGCCAUGGCCUUCUGGGUGGUGCACGGAGGCACCGACUUCUGCAUGUCCAAGUGGGAGGAGGUGCUCUUCAACAUGGUGGUCGGCAUCGUCUACAUCUUCUGCUGGUUUAACGUGAAGGAGGGCCGGACGCGGCACAGAAUGGUGGUGUACUACAUCGUGGUGCUGGCCGAGAACACCAUCCUGACCGGCCUGUGGUACACCUACAGGGACCCGGCGUUGACCGACUCGUACGCCGUCCCGGCGCUCUGCGGCGUCUACCUGACGUUCGCCGGCGGCGUCCUGGUCAUGCUGCUGUACUACGGCUUCCUGCACCCCGCCAGCGCCCACCUCCAGCCGAGCCCCGCCUCUUCCUGUUGCGCCCAGCUGCUCUGGGGUCUCCCCCUGCCCCCGUCGGCCCCGCCCACGGCCCCGCCCACCCCGGCCCACAUGUCCAAGUCGCAGACAGACGAGGACGUGGCCGAGACGUGUCUUCCCGUCUUCCAGGUGAGGUCGGCGCCCAUCACCUCCAAGCCAGAGGGCCCGCUCAUAAAAAUUGACAUGCCCAGGAAGCGCUACCCGGCGUGGGACGCCCACUACGUGGACAGGCGGCUGCGGAGGACUAUAAAUAUCCUGCAGUACAUAACGCCGGCCGCGGUGGGCAUUCGCUACCGGGACGGACCCCUGCUGUACGAACUGUUGCAGUACGAGUCCUCAUUUUGACACACGCGCACAUGCACGCACAACGUCGUCGCACAAACAUCAGCACACGCACGCCCCGAAAGAGAAACACGGAUGUACACAUGGAUGUUGAGAUUUAGAGGGCGGUUUGGAUGCACAACGUCGCACUUGAUGUAAGCACAUAGACACAAAAGCAAUCAAUCACACUUUGACACACACACACACACACACACACACAUUCCUCGCGGGCCACGGCUGUGACGGCGCGAGUCCAUCUCCUCCCCGGCUCAUCCUCCUGACGCUCCAUUUCCAGCUCCCCUGACCACUCUUCAUCUGGUCUCUGCGAGUCGUCACCGCGGGUUCGUGCUCCACUGUGAGAUAUAUUUAAAAAUAAUUAAAGUAGGAGAGGCGAGCGCGGCGUCACGUCGGAGUCUUUGACCACCGCGUGCCGUUUGCGUUGUGCCGCUCGCGCUUUCACGGGUGUCUGUAGAAAGAAAAAAAAGUUGUGACACAAAGUAAGAACGUCACUAAGGAAUUUGUGAACGUGUCGUCGUUAGUCUAGUCAAAAGGUAGUGUAUAUAUUUUCUAUCUACGGAGGGGAUGUUGUUUUUUACCGUGACGUUAUCGACUGGGAGCAGAGCUGUUUUGGGGGGGUAUGUUGAAGAGGGAGGGAGGGUAGCAGAGCAUGAUGGGAAAGAUGGAGAGAGAGACACACACACACACACAAAUUCCAAAUUUCACUUUACAUUUGAGCUACAGGAACAAGAAAUAGACACAUUUCUUGUUAAUUAUCUUUCCAUAAAUAGUAGUCCAUUAGCUUAGCUUAGCAUUGAAACUGAAAGCUGGGGGAUUCUUGCUAUGUUGGAUAAGAUAGUUGAGAUAUUAUCUGGAUUACCAAUCUACAGGACAAGCUGAAGAGAUCAUGUUUCAAUUGCCAAGACAGCUGAAGCUAUGAUAGUAAUGCCACUGCGCUCGGUUUUAAACUGAAGGUGCCCGGUUUUAAACUGAAACAGAUUGAAAAAAAAAAAUCAGAGUGGCACCAUCAUCGUACAAAUGAAGUCCGAUGUUGGUGGAGUAAGUGUGACUGGCUUACUAAUGUGUGGUUACAUCAUAAAUAUUACCAAAUGCAAGAGGGAACAGAAGGCAGCACAUACUUCACGGUUUCACGGUUUGCAAACAAUUACGCCGUCUGGUGAUGUGAAAGUUCAUCUCCAUCAAUUCCCGUUAUGCUCGGGGCUUUAAUGUUAGUCACUGGCUCUCAAUCAUUUGUAUCCAUGUUUACCACAUAUAUGUAUACGAAUGAAGUCUGUGUGGGCCUCACGCCAACCGAAUCUGACACACAACAGUUUGUCUCCGACGGUCCGGACCCCCGCAGCGACUCGUCACCUAACGCCCCAGGCCGCCCCCGCCUGAGCUGUGAUGUACAGCUCAUCGUCUAUGUCUUUGGUUUGUUCAUCCCUGUGAUCCAAGCUGUUAAAUCGGCAGGCGGCGAAGCACGAGACAUCGGGGGACGUUGGUACCGACACUACGUGGAGGGGGGAAUUCUAGGGGGGGGGGGUUUAUUUUACAAAUAAAUAAUCCACGCGUGCUUCUCGCUAUCGCCGCUGUCCAAGAGGGUCGGGCAUGUGGAGGAGAAAGAUGAUGCAUUUGAGAGCAGGUACGUCCACAUUUUUCUUUUGUCGAGGCGUGUAAAAAAAAAAAAAACAGCUAUUAGUAAAAUGAAUUUUUGUGCUGAAACAAAAACUUUAGUUGAUUGACAGAAAGGUGUCUGACUGAGCGCCGCCAGGCCCAGGGGUUAGAAACUUUAAAGAAGAUGCUAGAGGGAUCCUAGCAAUUUUCAAUCCUAUAGUCAGCCUCAAUCCACACAAACUGUGACUCGAGUGACAUCACUUGAUUUCCAAGACCGUUGAUUGUUAGAGUUCCUCUUUAGAAGAAAACAAAGUCUACCUUCAAACCCCUCAGCUCUGGAGAACAGAAAACCUUAUUUUGCUUCGAAUCAUCAUCUUGCGCCCAUAAGAUUCAUCUUGGCAGCAUCAUUGGGUUUGAAACAGGAGACUGACCCGCAAAAAUGUUGACGUACCCCUUUGAGUUAUACCAACGUAAACGGACAGAGAGCUUACAGUAACUUUCCGUGGUGCUAUAGCGGUUCGAAAAAGAAAAGAACAGCCAAUCGGUCAGCUUGCUGCCAGCUAGAUUCAUUAGGUGCAAACACGCAGCAGCAUCGGUUCAUAUGGUGCAACAAGCUACGGAGUCAAUUGGCUGCUAAUUCCACUUCCUAUGGUGCAAGUAUCACACGCACACGCACACACACACACACGUACGCACUUAUGGUGCAAGAAGGGCCGAUUGUCUCUUUGAACUCCACGGUGCAACUUGAGUACUACCUUCAGUCAUCGGCCAAGGCUGUGCCAACGGCUCCGUCCUGCAGAAGCUAUGCAAGUCUACCACGCAAGGAGAUGUGCUUAGUAUGCACGCUCAACACACACACACACACACACAAACAAAACCAACACACACAGGGUUUCCCCCACAGCAGGGAGAUAUGCUGAGUACACCGUGAGAAAUAGUGCAGCAAAAUGGGAUAUGUCCCUACCUCACCGCUUGAACACACACACUCACACACACACAAUGUCCGAUAAUCCCAUACCCCUUUAUAAUUUGGGAACAAUAUUCACAUGGUGCUAUCCAGUAAAGACGGAAGUUUUUCUAUCGCCAUGGGCAGUGCGAUGAAGGAUUUAGCCAGAUGUGUUCCACGCUCAAACGGAGUCAUUCGGUCGAUCCGCGCCGUCUCGCGUUGCGAGUGUGUGGGGAAAGAAACAGCGUGGUUAAAGAUCAGCUGUGGGAGGGUGGUGCUUAUUAUUCGGUACACUCUGACGUGGACAUGAAUUGAACGUUAAGCAUGGGUUUUUAGAUGUGCCUGAGCACAGAAGUCAAAAGCAGGGGAAAAAAACAAAAUGCGACAUUUUGGUUUCAGAUCAUGAUGUUCUUGCAUGAAUGUCUUGGGGUUCGCGCAAAUGAAUGGUCACAGGCUCGUAUCUACUUCUGUGUUGUUAAAAGGGAGAUUUACGUUGACCUUGUCUCGCUAGCUACCCCCUUCCCGCACACUGACCUCUGACCCAAAACCAUGGGUUUUCCAGAGCUCCAGCCAAUCGGGGAUCAUGUUCAACCCAAAUCAGGUCCGACAGAACCAAAAAACAACAAACAAACGGCGUUGCUUCGCUUCUUUACGCACAAAUUUUCCCAUGUGGCAUUGAGACUCGGCAGUAGCCUCCUAAUCAAAAUUGCAGGUGUCAUACCUUCUUACCGUCUCCAUUUUGUUUUGCCACUAGCCAUAUUUGGUCAAAAAAAAAAUCAAUGAUACAUACUUUUUACAGUUGAGUCUGCAAGAAGUAAAACUUCAGCCCAAAACUCUGAGCCUUAGCCGGACCCACUAUGUAGGAAACAUCCGAGUGUGUGUAUGGCCUCACAUCCACAGCCAUGCAAGGUUACAGACAGAAAGGUUCUGGGGUUGAAUGAACUUCGCAAAAAAAAAAAAAAAGAGGACAUAUCACUGUUGUAGAUGUUGUCGCCUUUCGUAUUUGUUUGCAAGAAGAAACAAUCUGCAACGAGUGAUACACCACAAGUUGACUUUUGACAUUUUGUUAUCACGCAUUUCAAGUUAAUGGACGCUUUUGUCCUUCAGGUUUGCUAGUUGUUGGGUUCAGUUGGUGGGGGGGGGGGCACGUAAUGUACCUUUAGCGAAUAACCAGGAUGGAUGCAGGUAUCUACAUUAUAUUGUGAAAACGUUUUUAAAAAAACGUAAGUCAUUUUUCGGUUGUUCUUUGGAUAAAUUGUACAACCCAGGAUCAGGGUCGGCAAAGCCUAUGAGGCCUGUGGUUGGGCUGUGCGUGCGUGUAUGCUUGCGUGUGGCAGUAAUGCUGUGAAAUCAUCAUCACUCGUGAUGUUUCUUGAUCAGCCGCCAAGCGGUUUCUGAUCUGGGACCAGUUUGGACCAGGUCUGAGUCCGACGGCGGCUGAAAUGCUUUUUAGGAACGCGUCGGAGUGAUUUCAGCGGUUUGACUCAGGUGUGGAUACUAUAAGCGCAGGGCAGGGUCAAAUUAAACCUUAACGUGGAUGUAUCUAUCUAUCUACAUCUAUAAGAUGUACCAUGGGCUUUUAUUUUGUUAGGAUCAUGCUUUUCUACCGUGUUCUUCGGCUUGGAAAAAAAAAAGUAGCUCUAGAGAUUUUCGAUGUGCAAAAGUACCUUUUGUUUGUUGUUUUCUUGUGGUUGGCAUUUUGAUUGUAAAUACCUUUUCUGGUAAUCCUCCUCAGUUGGAUCUAUGUUCCAUGAGUUGGUUAGGCUCUAUCAAAUGUAAUGAUAGUAAAUGUUCCUUAGAAAUAUCCAGAAUGUAAGAAGAGAAAAGACUGGAAACUGUGUUUUUUCGUAGGAGUCUGUGCCAUCGUGUUGUCUUGAGUAUAAGCGCACUGAUAUUAGAUCUGUGGGGAGGGGGACGCGUCUGGACGGGAUUGACCAGACAGCCGCAACCAAGCUUCGGUUCAGUUUCUCUGGAAAAGAGCCGAUUAAGAUGAACGGAUGUAAUACUUGUCUCUCACAUUCCCGAUUAACAUUAAAACUGUCUUUGUAAUUGUUCUGCAAAGAAAGACCCUUGUCACAGGAUUAGAGAAGUCAAGUAAUGUAUUAGCAGUGCAAAAAUGUCCGUUUUGACUACUCCGUGUUGAUGCUAAUGCUAAAAAUGAUAACGUAUCAGUGCUCAAACGAACAGCCUCUUAGCUAAGCACAAAGAAAAGGCUAGCUACCUUUGUUUGAAAGUUUAGAAAUGUGGAAAGGACCUUGUGUGUUUGGAACGAGCAAAGCUAGCUCUUUCUGACCUUUUAGCUGGUGAUUAUGCUAAGCUAGGUCAACGGUCUACUGCUUCAUAUUCACUGUAUGACGGUGAGUGUAAUAUCUAUCUAUUUGUCCAACGCUAUACCCCAAGAAACAAAGAUGGAAUGGAAUACACUGUAUUACGUCAACUAUAGUGUACUAAUACACCCAAAUGUAUCUACUUUUUUUUUUUUUUUUUUUGGAACCAACCCUUGAGGAAAAAGAGCAAUUUGAGAGUCAUAUUUGUUAGGAUGGACAUUUUUGACUUAGGGGCGUGACUAAAUAGCUUGAUGGAAUGGUCCAAUUCGCAGCGUGCAGCUACAUGCCAAACCGUUCAAUACAUAAGCACAUUCUUCAAACUUGAGGAAGGAAAUGCUCAAAGAGGAACAAAACUCACACAGUUUUUACUCUGAUGAAAGUCUGCCGGUAUCACAUCUCCUGCCUUCACUGUAGAAAUGAUGGCUGCUGUCAUCGAUCGCGUUCAAAGCCGCUCCUGCGUCAGCUCAAGAAAAAAAAAAAAACAUUCAGGAAUCUUCUUGUCAUUUUGUGGGGGGGCAGGGCGCGGUGGGGCUCCCGAAACCACAGUAUCCGUAUAUUCUGUGUCUACGAUAACCGUUAACGCAUUCUGGGGAAGAGUUGAAUGAUAUUUUCAAUGGCUCCAUGUGGCCAGCACUAGGAAAUGUGUUAUUUUUGUUACAAUACCUCCUGAAAAUAAAGUCUAUUUAUCUGUGAAGAGACAAAGAUUUACAAUUAUACAGAUGAGUACAUAGAAAAUUACAACUGAUUUUAAAUGUGAAAAAGUUCUAUUAAUCAAAACAUGUACAGUUCAUUUGGUUUUGAACACGAUACAGAAAUGUAUCACGCAUCAGUAUUGAGGUUGAUUUUAUAUAUUUAUCAUUUUAUUACAUUGUAAUGUUGUAACUGCGAUGGAGGAAAAAAAACAUAAAGGAAUAUAAAUUAA